CUCGAGACCAGUGCUUGAUAUCGUUUGACCACCUUCAUCAUCCAUGACAAACUGCAGAACCAGCAAUGACUCUUGGGCAUACCACAUGAGCACAGGCCAUAGAUAAUUCGCAGCAGCAGUAUCGGCAUCAGCGCAGAUCAUGGCUAGCUCAACCGAUCGCCCGUAUUCCAAAGCUGGGCCCGGGGACGGCCACCCCUUUCGACCAUACUAUACGCCUCGCGAGGAUGCAUUUGUCGUCUCAGCGCCACGAUUCAGUACCACGAAUGUGUCAUCCAGCGGCUCAUCAACAGGCUCCAAGGCAGGUUCAUCAGCAUCUGCAUCCGGGGUAUCGAGUGCGGUAUCAGGGACGCGAGGCAGCACCGGGAAGAGUCACUUAGGCGCGGGUCCACCCGCAGCAGCGCACAAUCGAUACUUUGACGGAUCGAGUGACGAGGAUUUGCUCGCAGCAGCAGCGGCCGGCUCAGGCUCUGGCGCCAGUCCGCCGUCUGGUGGUGGACUGCAAGAUCGUAGGUCGCUCACCCAGAUCGGUAAGGCGCUGCUCGUAGCCGGAGGACUGCAGUAUGCGUCCACGCUGCUCGCCAUGCCUUUCGAAGUAGGCAAGCUUCUGCUACAGAUCCAAUGGGCACCGAGAGAAGACGUGUGGGUCAAACACACCAUUCGAGCUGGCGCCAGGGCACAACAACAGGGCGUUCUCGCAUCCAACCGCAAAGCCCGCUCAGCCAAGGCAAGCGUAACAGACGAAAACGGAACGCAGGUUUGGGGAGACGAAGGAAGGAUGAAACGACGCAGACUCAGUGAGGCGGGAAUGGUCGCGCCGAGGGAGACAGACAUGAACAAUGUAGAUGAACCAGAAGACAUGUACGAAGGAGGCAGCCCGACAGAGCUUCUACCAGAGGCCGAAGGCGAUUGGGGGGAGUUAGAGGGCAAGGACUUUGGCGGGGAAGAUGACGAGCUUUCGGACGAAGAAGAUGCAGAGAAAUACUUCAACGACCUAUCAUCACGACCGCAGCGCUCCUUUGCGUCCAGCUCCCAUCAAGGCGUUAGUGGCACACGGCGAAAGGCGACAGAUCAGACAGGCUACGUCAUGCGAAAGAAUAUGUUCGAUGAGGGCACGCGGCCCGAGUUUGUCAUGCCCGUCGUCUUUACGGGCGGCGUAUGGGAGAUGAUCAAGGCGGUUGCACGGGGACGCGAAGGAUGGCUUGGUUUGUGGAAAGGAUCAUUCACAACAUUUGUGCUUGAUCUCGUAGCGGGUACCGUGCAGCCGAUGCUCAGUUCGUUCCUCUCCGUAUUCGUACCCGGCUCGAAAUCGCUCCUGCCACUGCCUUACACGCCGAAGCCAUGGCGGACGCUGUCGGUGAUCUUCGCCUCGCACCUCAUCACUGGCGUGCUUGUCUCACCUCUUGACUUGGUGCGCACGCGCCUCAUUGCGCAGUCCACGCUUCCGCGCCAUCGCAAAUAUCGAGGGCCGUACGAUGCGCUAGUCCAAGUGCUCGAGGAGGAAGGCGGAUGGAAGACGACGUACUUGCACCCACAUCUGCUCGUCCCCACAAUCCUUGAUUACACCUUCCGUCCCUUUAUCUCGCUUGCCACGCCGCUGUUCAUCGACCACUAUUUGCGGGUCGACCCGAACAGCAGUCCUGUGCUGUAUGCGUUAUGGGAGCUGAUUGUCAGCACGAUUGGCCUCGGACUCACACUACCGAUCGAGACGGUCCGCCGGCGACUGCAGGUGCAGGCGCGCGCGGAGUGGGGCAAGAAGCCGCAGACGAAGUUUGGAAGCAGUUUAGUGGUCAAGCUGGGCGCAGAUGGAACCGAGAUGCCAACGACACAGUCUGCGGCGUCGCGUACGCACUCUGGGGGACAAGGUGGCGUCGAUGCGCAACAAUCUAACAGUAGCAUCGGCAGUCACAGCGGCAGCGGCAGUCGUAUCGGCAUCAAAGGGCUCCGUACAUGCGUCGAGACACGCCCGGAGGCGUACGCCGGCGUUAUCGAUGCGCUGUACAGGAUCGUGACGGAGGAGACGACUAUCUCGCCAAAAGCCAAAGUCAAAGCCCGGCCCGGUCUUUCGGGAAGCGCGGACGAUUCUGCUGGCGUGCAUACACGUGAGGGAAGCACGGCGUCCGGCGCGGGCGGCGACGGCGCACUGGAGAUGGGGUUGGCCCGUUCGCAGAUCCUGGCGCCGAGCGGACACAGCUCGCUGGGCGGCCUCGGGGGCCUUUACCGCGGCUUCUCGAUGGGCUUUGGCGCGAACCUGCUUGUGUUUUUGCUCACUGUCGUCAGCGGCGAGCGCAAUACUGGCACCGGCUGGGCCGAGAUUUGAAAGCGCCCGCAUCAUCAGGAAGCGGCGCGCGUCCAUGUGAGCAGGCAGCGUCAGGCCCAAAAUUCAGGACACACCAACUCGCUGUUGUAAAUUAUGCAAGCACAUGCAGAUGGCCACCGAUUUUAAUGAACAUUUACCCGUGA
Molecule: messenger RNA, 2460 nt
Organism: Tilletiaria anomala UBC 951
Lineage: Eukaryota; Fungi; Basidiomycota; Exobasidiomycetes; Georgefischeriales; Tilletiariaceae
Product: mitochondrial carrier
Exons: 3
Coding region: 140-2317 (725 amino acids)
Source: RefSeq, a predicted model, not a curated record